CGUUCAAAUGUUUCUGAAUGUAAAGAGACGCUCAAGCUGCUUCAUGUAAUCAAUCCCGCGGAUGUUCUCUUUCCCAAGUCAGUAGGCUUGUUGAGUACAUCACUUUCAGUCAUCGAUGCCACGUUUAUGACAGCGACUGAUGAUGUGCGCGUCAGUUUUUUAGAACAUGUGGAAUUCCAGAUCUGAUAUGUCUCUGUGUUCACCGAGCUCAACCAACCUGCCGCUUCUUGGAUUGUGGCGAAAACCGCUGGAGCGCUGUCCGGGGUUCUGAAGUCCUGACACCCCAAGAGGCGAAGAGAGCAGAGGCUUUCCGGGGUGUAUAGCGGUACAACUCAAGCUUGGAGAUGACUCGGAAAAGGCUGCAUUCUGUAGCAGUUUGGGGAUUCUUCGCCUGGGAAAUAGCAGUUAUGAUGAGUCUGGUGGCAUCGAAGGAACCUGACAGCCCCCGGGGAAGAACAGUUCCCAUGACUUCGUCACCCUCUGACUUCUUGGACAAGCUCAUGGGACGGACUUCUGGCUACGAUGCAAGAAUCAGGCCCAACUUUAAAGGUCCUCCGGUGAAUGUAUCCUGCAACAUAUUCAUCAACAGCUUUGGGUCUAUUGCAGAAACAACAAUGGACUACAGGGUGAACAUCUUCCUGCGACAGCAGUGGAACGACCCUCGGCUGGCGUACAGUGAGUAUCCGGACGACUCCCUGGACCUGGACCCUUCCAUGUUGGACUCCAUCUGGAAGCCCGACUUGUUCUUCGCCAACGAGAAAGGAGCCCACUUCCAUGAAGUCACCACAGACAACAAGCUCCUGAGAAUAUUCAAGAACGGCAACGUUCUUUACUCCAUCAGAUUGACACUUACUCUGUCAUGUCCCAUGGAUCUGAAGAAUUUCCCCAUGGACGUGCAAACGUGCAUUAUGCAGCUGGAGAGUUUUGGCUACACCAUGAACGACCUGAUCUUUGAGUGGCAGGAGAGGGGUCCUGUCCAGGUGGCCGAGGGGCUCACAUUACCCCAGUUCAUCCUCAAGGACGAGUCCGAUCUCCGCUACUGCACCAAGCAUUACAACACAGGUAAGUUCACCUGCAUCGAAGUGCGCUUCCACCUGGAGCGUCAGAUGGGCUACUACCUGAUCCAGAUGUACAUUCCCAGUCUGUUGAUCGUCAUCCUCUCCUGGGUCUCUUUCUGGAUCAACAUGGACGCGGCGCCGGCUCGUGUCGCCCUUGGCAUCACCACGGUGCUCACCAUGACAACACAGAGCUCAGGCUCCAGAACAUCGCUGCCCAAGGUGUCCUAUGUGAAGGCCAUAGACAUCUGGAUGGCCGUGUGCCUGCUCUUCGUGUUCUCCGCCCUGCUGGAGUAUGCUGCGGUCAACUUUGUCUCCAGGCAACACAAGGAGCUCCUCAGGUUCCGCAAGAGGAGAAAGAAGACCAAGAGUCUCACGCCAGUUCUCGAUGGCGAGAACUCUGACUCACUGCGUCGUAUCAACGGCAUGAGAAGUGCUGAGCCCAUAUAUGGAUCUAUGGGCCAUAUCUACAGUCCACACUACAGGGAGGACGACGUGCGGGAGAGCCGCCUGAGCUUCACGGCCCCAGCGGGCGCCACCUGCACCACGGGGAAGGACGGCGCCGCCCCAAAAGCCGCCAACAACAGCGCGGUUCAGCCGGCCCAGUCCAGUGCCCAGGCCGCCGCUGCCGCCGCAGCCAAAAGCCACGAAGAGAUGCGCAAGCUCUUCAUUGACCGCGCCAAGAAGAUCGACACUGUCUCCCGCGCCGGCUUCCCCCUGGCCUUUCUGUUUUUUAACAUUUUCUACUGGGUCCUGUACAAAAUCUUGCGCCAUGAGGAUUUUCAUAAGUCAUAAGCGUGAGUGUGACAGAGCCACCUGUAGAAGUACGGGAUGGAAAGACAGCAUCCUUAGGAUGUUUUACAUGCCCCUGUUGGCAACUACGGACCACUGAACAGUGACAUCCGCUGCAAAAUGAAGUCCUGCCAAGACACCCAAAACACACACUUGCAGAUGUGCACACACACAAGCUAAUACAUCCAAAUUGACUUGACUGCACAAAGAACCUGUAAAAACUAUUUGGGAUAUGUCUCAAAACUUAGCUGCUGUCAAGAUGUGCUGGACUGAGCCCACAAGUCCCCAUGCCCAAAAACAAACCAAGCCAACCACUGAGGUCUCUAUGCAACAUGGAAAAUGCAUUAAUGUGGUCCAGAUUAUAAUAAUUAACUCUCCCUCUCUCUCUCUCUCUCUCUCUCU
Alosa sapidissima (American shad) is the source of this 2249-nucleotide messenger RNA. It is a transcript of the gene glra3, whose product is annotated as glycine receptor, alpha 3. Gene Ontology annotation, cellular component: plasma membrane; neuron projection; synapse. The coding region runs from base 345 to 1850 and encodes 501 amino acids. NCBI's taxonomy places the organism in Eukaryota, Metazoa, Chordata, Actinopteri, Clupeiformes, Clupeidae. Gene Ontology annotation, molecular function: glycine binding; transmembrane signaling receptor activity; chloride channel activity. Gene Ontology annotation, biological process: nervous system process; regulation of membrane potential; chloride transmembrane transport. The transcript has 10 exons. The record is from RefSeq and is a predicted model, not a curated record.